AUGAAACAAGAUGAGGAUAAACUAUCCUACAUAGAUGACUUUCAAGAAAUACUACAAUCUGAAGUUUAUGUUGAUUUAGAAAGAUUGAGAAUAUUAGCAAAACAUGGUAUACCAAACCAAUUGCGCAGUGAAGUAUGGAAAUACCUGUUAGGUGUACAACAAGCGGAUAGAUCUAAAGAACUGAGCUCAUGUAAAGCAAGAAGGGAAGAAUAUGAACAGAUGGAUAAAGAGGAUAUUGAAAUAGCCAAGAGAAUAAGAGGAGAAGUAUUGAGAUAUCAAAGAAGAGUUCCUGAUAUCCUUCAAGAAAAGGAAUAUGUCAACUCAUUUGUCAAUAUCAUCUUGGCUUAUUUGAAUAGCAACCGUGAUGUAGAGUAUAGCCCGAGUCUAGUCUCACUUUGUGCUCCCUUCAUCUAUGUGAUGGAUACUGAAUGUGAUGCUUAUUUUUGCUUUGAGAGACUGAUGCAAGCACUUGAGGAUUACAAUGCGAGCUUUAGUCUAAAAGAACAAGUGGCCUAUUUUAUGACUCUUUUCAGAUGUAGCCUGCCCGAAUUAUGUAACUACUUUGAAGAUGAAGAAGUCGAUAUUCAUGAAUGGUCUACCUCCUGGUUACAGAACCUGCUGUCAAAAGAAAUGCGAUUUGAUAACUUGGUUCGAUUAUGGGAUUGUUACUUUGCAAUGUCUGAUCCUUUUGCGUUUCAUCCCUUUGUCUGUCUUUCUAUUCUGCUAAGUGUGAAAGAAGCAGUAGAAGACUUGGAACAAUCUGAAAUUAGAACCAUGCUGCAUCGACUGCCGUUACUGAACAUGGAUAUGGUAAUUAUAUGUCCUUAUCAUGAUUUAUACUUAUGA
Rhizopus microsporus ATCC 52813 is the source of this 846-nucleotide messenger RNA. Its product is annotated as RabGAP/TBC. The transcript is spliced from 6 exons. Lineage: Eukaryota; Fungi; Mucoromycota; Mucoromycetes; Mucorales; Rhizopodaceae. Gene Ontology annotation, molecular function: GTPase activator activity. Bases 1 to 846 code for a protein of 281 amino acids. The record is from RefSeq and is a predicted model, not a curated record. Gene Ontology annotation, biological process: activation of GTPase activity.